Molecule: messenger RNA, 501 nt
Organism: Alligator sinensis (Chinese alligator)
Lineage: Eukaryota; Metazoa; Chordata; Crocodylia; Alligatoridae
Product: keratin, type II cytoskeletal I-like
Exons: 4
Coding region: 1-501 (166 amino acids)
Biological process (GO): intermediate filament organization; keratinization
Cellular component (GO): keratin filament
Molecular function (GO): structural constituent of skin epidermis
Source: RefSeq, a predicted model, not a curated record
AUGAAAAACCAUCUCUGUGACACCUCCAUCACUGUGAAAAUGGAUGACUCCAGGGACCUGGAUGUGGCGAGCAUCUGCAGAAGCAUCAAAUGCUGGUAUCAGGACAUUGCUAGGAGGGGCAAAGUAGAAGGCAAAGCUUUGUACAAGAACAAGAAAGACAAGUCUUUGAGGGAGAGUUUAUCAGAGUUAAAAUAUAGUUGCACAAUUUGGUUUCAGGUCCGACUGCUUGAGCAGCAGAAUAAGGUGCUGACGACCAAGUGGGACCUCUUGCAGCAGUGCAUCGUACCGGGGACGAGGAGAAACCUGGAGCCUCUUUAUGAGAGUUUUAUCUGCAACCUGAAGAAGCAGCUGGAGCAUUUGUUAUGUGAUAGGGACAAACUGAUGUGCGAAGAGAAAGCAGCAAAUCACCUUGUGGAUGAGUUCAAGUGCAAGUAUGAAGAGCAAAUCAACAGGCGCACAGCUGCAGAGAACGAGUUUGUGGUGCUCAAGAAGGCUUACUGA